GACUUGACUGUAUGAAGUGGCUUGAAAGCGCCAACAUAAGCUCUUCUCGAGGGCACUAACUAGAUUAUUUCCUCGGUAUGCUACUACAUCAUAGUCCGCGCUGUAAUAGUCCAAGCAUCCCAAUCUUGCUCACAUGUUCAUUCUGCUAGUAUGACAACUUCAGGUACAAACUCGUUCUAUUCAGCGCCCUCAGAUCAUAUAAAACGGCAUUGACCAGAAUUUCAUGCUACUUGUUGAUAGGUUAGAGUCCAGGAUCAUCUCAUACAUUGAAAGGUGCAUACCGAGAAUAAUUUUUCAAAAGUUGUACUUCUUCUAAUUUGUCACAAUGGAUCCCGAAAAGCAAGUGUCGCCGAUGCCUACCGUCAGCCAUGACGAGGAUAUUGAAGUCUCGGGCUCUAAACACUCUUCACCAGACCUCUCAUUGCAAGAAUCCACAUUGAAUGGACAUAACAUGCAGAGCAUAGGUAGCGGUGGAUAUGCCGAACAUGGACCUGGAAUUGAUCAUAAGAUCCCACAAGCGCUCGAAAAACAAGCCAAGCCAGAUUUGUUGUGGAGUCGAAUUCGACAUGCUAUGCGAGAGCCAUUUUCGGAAUUCUUUGGCGUAUUCAUUUUGUUAGUAUUGGCACAAGCCUUUAGCCUUCACAACAUGGCAAUUAUACUUUUGUUCGUGCCAUAACCAUUGACGUUUGAGCAGGAUCUUGUUCGGAGAUGGCGUUGUUGCGCAAGUAGUCCUUAGCUCGGGCGAGAAGGGCUCUUAUCAAUCAAUAUCUUGGGGAUGGGGGUACGUUUCCGUUUAAAUCUAAACGGCACAUAGGCUCACGAACUUAGUAUUGGAGUUAUGCUUGGAGUCUAUGCAUCAGGCAUCAGUGGUGCUCAUAUCAACCCCGCGGUAACUUUCGCAAACUGUGUCUUUCGCAAAUUCCCCUGGCGCAAAUUUCCCAUUUACAUGCUGGCACAAGUAUUAGGUGCAAUGUGUGGCGCAGGUGUAGUCUAUGGUUUGUCUGUUCCCAGCUAAUAUGAAAAUGGUAAUCUAACGUUUCAAUCAUGACAGCCAAUUAUAAAUCCGCCAUCGACGUAUUUGAAGGGGGCCACAACAUUCGAACUGUGGGCCUAAAUACAUCAUCUGCAGGCAUAUUCUGUACCUAUCCCGCCCCAUUCAUGACAAAAACCGGACAGUUCUUUUCCGAGUUUAUUGCAAGUACUAUCCUUAUGUUUUGCAUCUACUCUUUACAAGAUAAUGGCAAUUUGGGGGCUGGAAAUCUUACUCCACUCGGACUUUUCUUCGUCAUCUUUGGUAUUGGAGCUUGCUUUGGAUGUGGGUGAAGUUCCUGAAUCCACUUUAAAUAGCCGAACCAUUAAUUUGAAUUCUUGAUAGGGGAGACAGGAUAUGCCAUUAAUUUGGCCAGAGACUUUGGUCCAAGAUUGAUGACCUACUUCUUGGGCUAUGGCCACGAGGUUUGGAGUGCUGGGAAUUAUUAUUUUUGGGUGCCCAUGGUAGCACCGUUUUUCGGAUGUUUUUUCGGUGGUUGGUUAUAUGGUAUGUGCUCAUCCAUUUCCCAUAACGAUGUGGUGUUCGAGAGGGAAGUUUCUGAUAAAACAAAUAGAUGUAUUCCUUUUCACUGGUGAGAGCCCCAUCAAUACUCCUUGGAUGGGGCUAAAGCGUCUUGUGCCUGGACUCAAGAGUAAGCAAAUAGACUCAGUGGUGUGAAACAAAAUGGGGAAAAGAGAGCGUAGGUAGGGAUGUCAACCUCCUUCGUACAGCAAAGAGAAAGCAGUCGCGCUGGAUUGACGUACCCUGUUGAAUAUAUCCCAAUCACAAGAUUCUGUACUAGAUCGCAUCAAAAGCUAGGAGAGCUUCAUUCAAGUUCUCCACUAUUUUCACCUCUUUAAUCAAUUCAACACUAUAUCUCCUAUUUCUAGAUUUUGAAGUGACGAUAACACGGAAUACCAACUGAUCAUACCAUUUUC
Sclerotinia trifoliorum is the source of this 1968-nucleotide messenger RNA. The record is from the annotation of a GenBank genome assembly. Lineage: Eukaryota; Fungi; Ascomycota; Leotiomycetes; Helotiales; Sclerotiniaceae.